AUGAAGUGUACAAGACUGUGCUUUACCAUAACAAUACUGAUGACUAUAAUAGGCAAAUACUGCACAGGAAUGGUUGGAACCGACCACCAUCAUCAACACAAUGGCCAUCAUCAUCCACAUCAUCAUCAUCAUCACCACCAUAAUCAUCACAAUCUCCAUCAACAGCAGCGGUUAACUGAUCAGUUAAACAGGAUAAAACGGAUAACUGAUACUGACAUGGAAACGUUUCCUUACAAAAACUUCACUUCAAAACCAGCAAAACUUGACGAGUCGGCAAUUAUGUACAAGCCGAGCAAGUUUGAUGACAACGUUCACGAUACAGUGCAUGUUGACAUGCUGGAGAAUGGAACGCAAGUCGAGGAUACUUCAGAUGACAUCGGGAGAGGGACGAUUUUGAUGACUAAGGCCCAACCAGAUCCAGAGACUGACAAUUUCAGCGGUUCUACAUCAAACCUUGUGAGGACUCAAAGGAAAAGUGUGACACCUGCCUCAAGAAGCAAAACCACGUCUCAUCAUGAAUCAAGUUUCCACCCGGGGAGUCUCUCCCGGUUCAACAGCCUCGUAGUUUCUAGUCAGGCACAGCGAAGGUUUGUCAGGUUUCCUCCAAACUCGGAUUUCCCAACAGGACCGUUAAGGCCUAGCAGACCUCUUGUUCCACCCCAUCCUGGUCACUGGGUGCCUCCUACUGCACCUUUUCAUCCAGGCUUUCAGCCACCAGUUCCAUCGGUGGGCCCAAGAAGUCCUCGGUUAGUUUUCAAAGACCCAGUUGAACCGGGGACCAUUCAAGCUUCGCUUUUCAAUCAAAAUGGCUUCCAAGAUUUGACUGCACCAGAAGAGAACAGAGAUAUUUGGUCAGAGGCGAGUGAUUCAAAGACGAAAUGUAGCAGUGGCAGUUGUGAGUUCUUCCUGUCUUGCUGGAUGACGUCGGGCCUUAUCGAAGGCACAUGUGGCGGACUGCUGUAUGCUUGUUGUCAUAGGAACACCGCGAAAACAAGCGAGCACCAUGGACCUCUGGUGACCAACGACAUUCCAGUGCCCGCUAACUAUGGCCCAGUGGUGAACGACCCCCGUAAGUUGACUGACAUUCUAAGCACAACUACUACUUUAGCGUCAGCCAGACAGGUCCAGGUGACUUUGGGCGAUUAUGUAAUAAAUUCGGCAGUGGAACCAUUACCAGCUUACACGUUUGGAGUUAGAUUCAAGUUCACUCCACAGGCGGACAGAUUCGACGUAGCAGUUCUAAGAUUGGAUCGACCAGUACAGUACAUGGCUCAUAUUGCACCGAUUUGUUUGCCAGAAAAAGGCGAGGAUUUCCUGGGUCAAUUCGGUUGGGCGGCUGGAUGGGGUGCAUUGCAAGCUGGUAUAUUGAGGCCAAAAACGUUGCAAGCAGUGGAUGUGCCAGUCAUCGACAACAGAUUAUGUGAGAGGUGGCAUAAAUCAAAUGGAAUCAAUGUUAUUAUUCAUGAUGAAAUGAUGUGUGCAGGAUACAGAGGCGGUGGAAAGGAUUCAUGUCAGGGUGACUCAGGAGGACCUCUGAUGAUGGAGAGAACAGGACGGUGGUACUUGAGAAUCGUCUCAGCUGGUUACUCUUGUGCUCAAAGAGGGCAACCUGGUAUUUACCACAGGGUAGCUCACACAGUCGAUUGGAUAUCAUACAUCAUCAAUUCAUAGAAAACAGAGAAAUCUCCCCUCGAUUCAAACCACCUCAAAACUUCGCUUGACUAAACAUUUUUGUACUGUGUUUUAGUCAAAGAAAACACUUAAUGAAGUCUAGAAGUCAUUGAUAUCACCCUGACAACGUUCAAUGGGUGAAUCACUUCAUCAAGCAAUGCGAUGUUAUCAAGAUUGUGUUUAAACCAAAUAUUGCCAGGAAUGCUUUGAGAAAGUUUGAAUACAUUGUUUUCUGUAAAUAGUGAAGUGCCGGAAAUAUUCAAUAGAAUUGCCUUCGAAUGCUUUCGAGAGAGUUAGAAUACAAUUUGUUUUCUGUGAAAUAGUGAACUGCCGGAUAUACUCAAGAGAAUUGUUUCCCGAUUUUUCCACAU
Molecule: messenger RNA, 2042 nt
Organism: Nilaparvata lugens (brown planthopper)
Lineage: Eukaryota; Metazoa; Arthropoda; Insecta; Hemiptera; Delphacidae
Product: polyserase-2-like
Biological process (GO): proteolysis
Molecular function (GO): serine-type endopeptidase activity
Source: RefSeq, a predicted model, not a curated record